CCCGAACAGCGGAAGAGCCCUGAGUUUGGGGAAUUCCUCGGAGGAAGUGAUCACAGAGCAGCUCCUUCGCUGCCGAAUCAUUAACACCUUUGAUAACAUUCGUCCGAAUCCCAAGGCGAAAGUGGGUUGAGGAUUUUAGCCCAGUGCGAACUCGUCCGUUGAAUUAUGUAGUAGGAGCGUUAACUUGUGGAAAUGUGCAGUUAACCUUAGAGCUGACCGGUCCUUAAGCAAUGGGCAAACGCUGGAGGCACGGGUUGCAGUGAAAGAGGAGGAGGAGGAGAGUCUGAGUGCGUAUCGAAAGUUAUGGAGUGUUCGAGAGGGAGCAAUUUCUCAAAUAUCUCAUCCAUCCUGGAUGUGGUUCCCUAUCAGAAGUUGGUGGAUCUGCAUUAUAUCAGCAAAGGAGGCUAUGGCGUAGUGUUCAGAGCGCAGCACAGCGACUGGAGGAUGACAGUGGCAGUCAAAUGUCUGCAGUUCGACUCUCCAAUGGGUGAAGGGGAAAGAAACAGUCUGUUGAAGGAAGCAGAAGUCUUGCACAGGGCCAGAUUUUCCCAUAUAAUCCAAAUUUAUGGUAUUUGCAAUGAACCUGAAUUUAUGGGCAUUGUGACGGAAUACAUGAGCAAUGGGUCUUUGGACCAACUCCUUUAUCAGAAAGAUACUUAUCCAACACUUCCUUGGUCAUUGCGACUUCGCAUACUAUAUGAAAUUGCACUGGGAGUGAAUUUCCUUCACAACAUGAACCCACCAUUACUGCAUCAUGAUCUGAAGGCACAAAAUAUUCUGCUGGAUGGUGAAUUUCAUGUAAAGAUUGCAGACUUUGGGCUCUCAAAAUGGCGCCGUUUGACAAUGAGUAAAUCAUCAGGCCUUAAAUCUCCCACUGCCGGAGGGACAGUUAUCUACAUGGCGCCAGAGCAGUAUGAGCCUAACAAAGCAAAGCGUGCAGAUGUAAAACAUGACAUGUACAGCUACUCAAUAAUAAUGUGGGAAGUCCUUUCAAGAAAACAGCCAUUUGAAGAUGCUACAAACCCAGUGCAGAUCAUGUUUAGUGUACUGCAGGGUUCCCGACCUGACACCAGUGAGGAAAGCUUAUCAUUGGACAUCCCGAGCCGCAAAACGCUGCUUGCGCUAAUGAUUAGUGGCUGGUCUCAAAACCCUAAUGAACGGCCUUCCUUUGUUAAAUGCCUCAUGGAAUUGGAACCAGUGAUUCGAGCAUUUAAUGAACUGACUCUACUUGAAGAUGUUUUGUAUCUUAAAAGAGCAAAAGGGAAUUGUGAUUUGAACCUUUUUUCAACAUCAUAUGAAAAACUCAAUGGAGAUUUGAAGUCACUUACUAUACCAGUACAGGCUAUCAAUCCAGAACCACAAACCUUAUCCUCACAUCAGGAAGAUGUCUCCUUUCAGCAGUCGGAAGGAGUUCGCCAUCAGUUUCCCACAGCUCCCUCACUUCCUCAAUACAACAUUAAGCCUUCAGUAUCAGAAAACAGCAAUUUUACGAAUAGCAGAAGCACAGAUGAAAAUGCUCGGUCUAGUAUAAAAUGUCAAGAUGAAGAAUUAUACACACCAUCUUUAGUUGCACCCAGUGAAGAAGCCAGUUUGGCUCAGACUGCUAUAUGCCAACCAGAAGAUACCUUUACACCUAAAAGGGGAGUUCCUGAAAGUGAAUUGGACUGUGAACAUGGAUUAAUAACAUUCCAUUCUUCCACUGGUUUCUUCACAGAGAGUGUCUCUCAAGGUGUGGCUCACCAAUGGAUUCAAAGCAAAAGGGAGGAUAUUAUCAAUCAGAUGACAGAAGCAUGUCUGAAUCAGGCCCUAGACGCCUUGAUUUCCCGUGACCUAAUAAUGAAGGAGGAUUAUGAGCUCACCAGCACCAAACCUACAAGAACAGCCAAAGUCCGACAACUCCUAGACACUAGUGACAACCAAGGAGAAGACUUUGCCAGAGUUAUUGUUCAGAAGUUAAAAGACAAUAAGCAAAUGGGCCUUCAGCCUUAUCCAGAACUAUCUACAAUAUCCAGUCCACUCUCUUAUAUGAGCCUGAUGUCAACUCAACUCAAAAACAAGUGACUAUUAUUGAGACAAAAGCAAAAUGCUGGGAAUCUGAAAUAAAAACAGAGAAUGUUGGAAAUAGUCAGCAGGUCAGACAGUAUCUGUUGAGAGAGAAACAGAAUUAACAUUUCAGGUCGAUGACCUUUCCUCAGCCCAGCACUCUCUGUGACUGUUAUUCAGAUUUGUUGCUUCAGAUCUUUUGUUGGCCUGGGUCAUUUAAGCUAUCAUCUUCAGCAGUCUUUGUACUGUGCUGCAGGUUGCACCUAGUGAAAGUACAAUGUUUUAGAAGUUGGAAUAAAUAUCCUUUAACCAAA
Messenger RNA from Carcharodon carcharias (great white shark), 2357 nucleotides. It is a transcript of the gene ripk2, whose product is annotated as receptor-interacting serine-threonine kinase 2. The coding region runs from base 304 to 2061 and encodes 585 amino acids. The transcript is spliced from 11 exons. Gene Ontology annotation, biological process: regulation of apoptotic process; protein phosphorylation; innate immune response. NCBI's taxonomy places the organism in Eukaryota, Metazoa, Chordata, Chondrichthyes, Lamniformes, Lamnidae. Gene Ontology annotation, molecular function: JUN kinase kinase kinase activity; ATP binding. The record is from RefSeq and is a predicted model, not a curated record.